AUGAAACCGAAGUCUCUGGAGACGGUUUUCAAUUCAUCGGAGCGGUAUCCUGAUUUCACAUUCAAGUGGUUUCCGGAGAUGGUUUCACUGAGAGUGCUUUAUCUAGGAAGAUGGGAACGGACUGCUAAGCGUCACAUUGAAGUUGAAAGCACAGAGUUUCUUAAGAACAUGAAGUCCUUGAAGAACCUGAGGCUUGCAAGUUUCCAAGGGAUCUCGAGGAUCGAGAAGCUUGAAAACUCUAUUUGCGCGCUCCCCAAGUUGGUGAUCUUGGAUCUUAGAGCAUGCUACAAUCUAGAGGUUCUUCCUGAUGAUAUAGGCUCACUUGAGAAUCUGAUUUACUUGGAUGUGUCUGAGUGCUAUAUGCUAGACCGUAUGCCUAAAGGAGUUGCGGAUCUCUCCAGAUUACAAGUUCUUAAGGGAUUUGUGAUUAGUCAGUCCGAAGAUGAAAGGAACUGUGCGGUUAAACAUUUGGUGAAUUUGAGGAAGCUAAGUAUAACCGUAAACAAAUUCCUUUUCAAGGUGGAAAAUCUGAUGGAGUCAUUGAAAGGCCUAGAGCGACUUGAGAGUCUGAAAAUAGCAUGGGGAGCUCGAUUCCCGGAUGAAGACAGAAGAGGAGAAAUGAUUGAAGAAAGUGAUGAAACAGAAAAGAAUAAAGAAGCAACAAACGAGAAGGAGAACCAAAGAGGGCUUGUUGCAACAGAGGAGAAACAGAAAGGCCUAAACGAAGGAGAAGAUGACCAAGUGGGAGCAGAAGAUAGAGGAAGUAGUAAGAAAGAAGAUGGAGGAAAUAGGAAGAUGGCUAAUGUUGAAGAAGGAAAGAGGAGCAACGAGGAAGUAGCAAAGAGCUUGAAAUCUGAUGAGGUUGUCGAGGGAGAGAAGAAGUCAAGUUCUUCUGGAGAAGCAACAGAGACGAUCGAGAACAAGCCAGACAAUCAGAAAGGGAAAGGCACAGUGGAAGCAGAUGGAGAUAAGGGAAAGAAUCAAGAUGAGGUAGACGGAGUUAAGGAGAGUCCUUCUCGAGAGUCCACAGAGAUGAAGCAGAAGAAGUCGGAUGAUCAAAACAAAGUGGAAAAGGAAGGAAAUGGAGAGAAAGGGAAGGCUGAUAUAGAGGAAGGAAAGAAGCAAGAUGAGGUAGACGCUGAGAAAUCAAUAUCAGAAAAACGCGUUGAAGGAGUUAAGGAGAGUCCUUCAGGGUUAUCAACAGGCAAGAUCGAGAACAAGCCAGAUGAUAAAAGGAAAUUGGAAAAGGAAAAUGAUGGAGAAAAAGGAAAGGCUGGUCCAGUUGAAGGAAAGAAGCAAGAUGUAGUAAAAGCAGAGAGCUCCAAAUCAGAAAAUGGUGCUGAAGGAAUUAAGAAAGCGCAGGAAUCACUGGACACGAUCCCAAACAAGCCAAAUGAUCACCAAACUGGUGAGAAACAAGAAGCAAAAGGCGAUGGAGAGAAGGAGAAGGUUAAACUAGAAGAAGGAAAAAAGACAGAUGAGAUCAAAGCAGAGAGCUCAGAACCAGAAAAGGUUAUUAAGGGAGGUGAGAAAACAAGUCCACCACAAGAAUCCAAAGACACGGUCAAGAGCAAGCCAGAUGAUAACAAAGGAGAUGACAAACAAGAAGAGAAAGGAGAUAAGGUUAAUCUAGAAGAAGAAACGACGAAAGAUGAGGUAAAAGCAGAGAGAUCAAAAGAAGACAAGGUUAUCGAGAGAGAUGAGAAGACAAGUCCACGACAAGAAUCCAAAGAUACGAUCCAGAGCAAGCCAGGUGACCACAAAGAAAGCAGCAAGGUGCAGGAAAAAAGAGAUGGGGAAAAGAACAAGGCAGAUUUAAAGAAGCUUGAUGGAGGAGAAGAGGCUCAGAAGUCAGAGAAGAAGAAUAAGUUAGCUAAAAAAGUGAGUUUUUCAGAAGAACCGAAGGCUCCAAUACAGAAGAAGCCAGAUGAUCUGAAAAAAGACUGCGCAUUGGAAAAAGAGAAAAAUGAAACGGCAUCAACAUCUAAGCUUUCUUCUAAAAAGACAGCUCCCAAUCCCAAGGAACAUGGAUCAAGUAAAGCAAAACUGUUUAUGGCAAAGAGAAACGAAACCAAGAAACGGGGGAAGAAAUGGCAACAAGAUUCAGAAAUAGAUACCUCUAAGCUUCCUUCUAGCUUGAAGAAGUUGGAGCUAGAAUGUUUCCCUGAAAAGAACCCUCCAAUUUGGUUAAAUCCCAAAAAUCUUGACAAUCUUGAAAAGCUCUCCAUCAGAGGAGGGAAGCUUAGCAGAAUCAGUGACGAACUUCCAACUGCAGAACACAACUGCCGCAUUCAGAUCUUACGUCUGAAGUAUUUGCAUGAAUUCAAGGCUGAGUGGAAAGAUUUGCAGGCACUGUUUCCACACAUGAAACUGUUGGAGAAAUAUAAAUGCCCCAAAGUCGCAUUCUGUCCCACAGAUGGUAAUGGAGUCUGGAGGUCACAGCCAUAG
Messenger RNA from Microthlaspi erraticum, 2448 nucleotides. NCBI's taxonomy places the organism in Eukaryota, Viridiplantae, Streptophyta, Magnoliopsida, Brassicales, Brassicaceae. The record is from the annotation of a GenBank genome assembly.